Nicotiana attenuata is the source of this 1028-nucleotide messenger RNA. Its product is annotated as lysine-rich arabinogalactan protein 18-like. Gene Ontology annotation, cellular component: plasma membrane. The coding region runs from base 73 to 747 and encodes 224 amino acids. The transcript is spliced from 2 exons. NCBI's taxonomy places the organism in Eukaryota, Viridiplantae, Streptophyta, Magnoliopsida, Solanales, Solanaceae. The record is from RefSeq and is a predicted model, not a curated record.
CACAAAUCACACUCUCUCCCCUCUUCCAUUUACCAUCUCUUCUAUUCUAUAGAUUCUUGAUUAUUUGAAGCCAUGGAUAGGAAGAUUGUAUUUUUAGUGUCAUUUUUGUGCAUUGUAGUGGCCGGUGUCACAGGUCAGACACCUGCGGCUGCACCAGCCAAAGCACCAGUUGGUGCUAAGGCUACUACACCACCAGCUGCUGCUCCCACAAAGCCUAAAACUUCUGCCCCUGUCUCAGCUCCACCCACAGCUGUUUCUACUCCUCCAGCAGCUGCACCAGCCACUGCUCCUACUACCCCUGUUGUUACUGCACCAGUAUCAGCACCACCAGCUAAAACACCAGCUAGUUCUCCACCAGCUGCAGUGCCUGUGAGUUCACCACCACCAGCGGUUACACCAGUGCAAUCUCCACCGGCACCUGCUCCAGUGACAGCGACACCACCAGCUGCUUCUGCUCCACCUGCUCCAGUUCCAGUUUCAGCACCUGCUGCUUCAGAGACAGUACCAGCUCCUGCUCCUAGCAAGAGCAAGGGCAAGGGAAAGAAGAAGGGGAAGAAACAUGCAUCUUCACCAGCACCUUCUCCUGAUAUGAUGAGCCCACCUGCACCUCCUACUGAAGCUCCUGGACCUAGCAUGGAUUCCGACUCUCCCAGUCCAUCUCUCAACGAUGAGAGUGGAGCAGAGAAAUUGAAGAUGCUCGGAAGCUUGGUAGCUGGAUGGGCUGUGAUGAGCUGGCUCUUGUUCUAAAGAGGCUACCUUUUUUCUUUUUUUCUGAAACAUAUUUGUCCAGUAUUUUAUCACUUCGAUGUUGACAUAUAAUUUAUCUUUUGGUUAUUUCUGGUGCUUUAUGGUCACGGGGUCCUCAUUUGGAUCCGUUUAGAGAUUUGGCCACAUUGGCUCCUUUUUUAUAUUCUUUCGUGGAGUGUAAGGGUAGAGAUUGUACUAGUCUUGACUCCUUUCACUCCUUUUGGACGCUCUUCUUUACCUCCCACUUUCUAUUAUAUAAAUUCCAUUUGUUUAUUUGCCAA